Messenger RNA from Tripterygium wilfordii, 2458 nucleotides. RefSeq names its product L-type lectin-domain containing receptor kinase IV.1-like. Gene Ontology annotation, cellular component: plasma membrane. The transcript has a single exon. Gene Ontology annotation, biological process: protein phosphorylation. The record is from RefSeq and is a predicted model, not a curated record. Bases 48 to 2156 code for a protein of 702 amino acids. NCBI's taxonomy places the organism in Eukaryota, Viridiplantae, Streptophyta, Magnoliopsida, Celastrales, Celastraceae. Gene Ontology annotation, molecular function: carbohydrate binding; protein kinase activity; ATP binding.
ACUUGUCUUCUGUGUGAAAUAUAUUUGCAAUUUUGACUUCAUCUUCAAUGACCCUCACGGUUUUAUAUAACAUUGCUCGACUACAAGAAUCCGAGAUAAACAAAACCAAAGUGGGAGUGAGAAACUGGAAAAGUACGGAACAAAAGACUCAAACCAUGGUUUACAAGCUUGAACUUCCUCUGUUUGUGUUUGUGUCUCUCUUCUUGUUCACCAGGGUAAGCAGUGGGGAUGUUAGUCUCACCUACAAUGGCUUCGGAUCGGCCAAUUUAAGCCUUGACGGAUUAGCCCAGGUCACCUCCAAUGGCCUUCUGCUGCUCACCAAUUGGACUGAACAACAGACGGGUCAUGCGUUUUACCCAAAUCCAGUAGCCUUCAAGAACUCCACAAAUGGCACCGUUUUGUCCUUCUCCACUACCUUUGUUUUCGCUAUUAUUCCACGAUACCCUAAUCUGGGUGGGCAUGGAAUUGCUUUUGUGAUUGCGCCAACAAGGGACCUGCCAGGGGUUCUUCCAAGCACGUACCUUGGCCUCUUCAACGAGAACAAUAACGGGAAUUACUCCAACCACGUUUUGGCUGUAGAGCUUGACACGAUUUUUAGCAGUGAAUUUCGUGAUAUCAAUAACAACCAUGCUGGAAUUGAUAUCAAUGGGUUGGAAUCUGCAGCAGCAGAACCAGCAGGAUAUUAUGAUAACAAAACGGGUCGAUUUAUCAAUUUGACCCUGAUCAGUACGAGAAGGAUGCAAGUUUGGGUGGAUUAUGAUGGUGAAAAGAAGCGGAUCAGUGUCACUUUAGCUCCAUUUAAGGUUGGGAAACCCAAGACUCCAUUGGUGUCUCUGACUCGUGAUUUGUCGGCAGUUUUGCACGACGAGAUGUAUGUUGGAUUCUCAUCAUCAACUGGGUCGAUGUCGACAUCUCACUAUGUUUUGGGUUGGAGUUUUAAAUUGAAUGGCCAAGCUGAAGAUCUCGAUCUCUCUCAGCUUCCCAUGCUUCCUAGAAUUGGAGGUAAGAAAACAUCCAAGGUUUUAACGAUUGGGUUACCUGUGAUUUUAAUUAGUUUGGUUUCAGUAGCAAUAUCAAGUACGAUUUAUGUCAUAAGAAGGAAGAGAAAGUUUGCAGAGGAGCUUGAAGAUUGGGAGCUUGAUUAUGGGCCUCAUAGAUUCAAAUUCAAAGACUUGUAUAUUGCCACAAAUGGAUUUAGGGACGAGGAGUUACUGGGGUCUGGAGGAUUUGGCAGGGUCUAUAAAGGUGUAUUGCCAACCACAAAAAUUGAGAUUGCUGUGAAAAGGGUCUCCCAUGAAUCAAGACAGGGCAUGAGAGAAUUUGUAGCAGAAAUUGUAAGCAUUGGUCGGCUUCGCCACCGGAAUAUAGUGACCCUCUUGGGUUAUUGCCGGAGAAGAGGAGAGCUGCUUCUGGUAUAUGAUUGCAUGCCCAAUGGAAGCUUAGACAAGUACCUUUACGACCAACCAAAAGUGACCCUGAAUUGGAAUCAGAGAUUUAAAAUCAUCAAAGGUGUAGCAGCUGGCCUGUUCUAUCUCCACGAGGAGUGGGAGCAAGUUGUGAUUCACAGAGAUGUCAAGGCAAGCAAUGUCCUUUUAGAUGGUGAAUUGAACGGAAGAUUAGGAGACUUUGGUCUAGCAAGAUUAUAUGAUCAUGGAACAGACCCUCAAACAACCCAUGUUUCUGGAACACUUGGGUAUCUAGCACCAGAGCAUACUCGAACAGGGAAGGCCACAACAAGCACUGAUGUGUUCGCCUUUGGUGCGUUUUUGCUUGAAGUUGCUUGUGGAAGACGGCCAAUUGAACCAAGAGCACCAACGGAGGAAUUAAUCUUGGUUGAUUGGGUUUUCUCGUAUUGGAUUAGGGGUGAAGUUAUUGAGGCCAGAGACCCAAAUCUUGGCACAGAUUAUGUAGCGGAGGAAGUGGAGAUGGUGUUAAGACUUGGGUUGCUGUGCUCACAUUCAGACCCAUUUGCAAGGCCAAGUAUGCGACAAGUGGUGCAAUACUUGGAAGGAGAUGCCACGUUACCUUAUUUGUCAUAUAUUGGUCGUUCUCGAAGUGGUUUUGAUAAUUUCGCCAUGUCCUAUCCGUCUUCCUCAAGUAAAUCCUACGCACAGUUAUCUUCGGUUGCAGCAUCGCUUCUCUCAGGCGGCCGAUGAUCUGUUCUUAUUUUCUUCUUUUUCUAUGGGUUCUUUUUUCUUCUUUUUUUUAAUAACAGUAUGUAGCUCAAAAAGGAUUAAUUAGCAAUAUGUUAAUUUCAAUAGAUUCACUCUAAUGUCCAGUAGAUUUGGUAUUUUGUGGUGGCGAUGACAUCUGUUUUAUGGUAACUCUAAUCAAGUUUGUGAAGGAUUGUCUCAAGGCUGUAACACAUGCUCCUUUCUUUGGCGAGGUUCUAAGGCGGCACCUCAUCAUGCAACGGAUGUUCCAAGGCUCUUGCUUGCCUCUCAAAAAGUAUUUUAUC